Synchytrium microbalum is the source of this 1743-nucleotide messenger RNA. RefSeq lists its product as uncharacterized. The coding region runs from base 1 to 1743 and encodes 580 amino acids. The transcript is spliced from 5 exons. The record is from RefSeq and is a predicted model, not a curated record. Lineage: Eukaryota; Fungi; Chytridiomycota; Chytridiomycetes; Synchytriales; Synchytriaceae.
AUGAGCGACACUACAGUGCUCUGGAUUCAGCUCUUGAGGCGAGAGGCUGAAAACGCUGACGAGUCAUUGGCUGCACUUUAUGAGUUGGGACCUGCAGCGCAAGUCGAAGUGAACGCCACUGUGACUAAUAUCGAUAGUCUCCGCGAAUAUCUCAUCAAUUAUGAAGACUUCAAGAAGUCAUUGAUUGGCAUCCAAGGUUAUCAAUUAUAUGUAUAUAUGGAUGCAGAAUGCAAAACGCCACUUCUGGCCGACACAUCAAUCACCCAAAUCGAAACAUCAGAGGACAAUCCCUUGAGAGUCGUGAGGCCCGCUCCACCUGUAGAUAGGAUGUCUUUUACGAUAGAAAGUCCAGAUUUGAUGGAUAUAUAUAGAUCGCAAGGCCUGCUAGGUAUAUUCCCAUUAUUUAUCCACAGGUCUGCGCCUAAACUACUUGUGAACAAGGAGUACUGCCUCCUGCACGAGUUUUUAAAGAGGAUCUCUGCUGAGGGCACUGUCAAACUAGGAAUGACGUCUCGUGCUAUAGUAGGGAACCCUGGAAUUGGAAAGUCCAUCUUUUUGCUAUAUAUCUUGAUCGAACGAUUACUGGAUGGUCUACCGACAGCACUUCAAACUAGCCUAUCUUGCUAUCAUUAUUUUGAUCAUUCUGGCGUCAUCAUGAAUGCAUCUACUAGAAGCUGUCCGUCAGAUAUUGGGAAUCCAACUUGGGGCUUGGUUGAUUCAAAUCAGGAGGUUGUCAAUCCAUGCGUUGGACUUAUCGGCAAUAGUCAAUUAUUGGUGGUUCAAGCGACUUCACCGAAAGUCGAGCGCUAUAGCGAGUGGACGAAGCAAGCCAAUGCAUUGAUCUAUUACAUGAAUAAUUGGACGUGGGAAGAAGCUGCAUUUUAUGGCUCUGAGGUACUCCACUUGGACAUGAAUCGAAUAUGGGAAGCUUGGAAUGAUUGGAAUCCUUGUCCUCGAUAUUGCUUCAGCAUUGCAAAAUCCGAGGCACUUAUGCAGUCAUAUCAAAGGAGUGUUGUCAAAGGUAUCGGAGUUAAUAGACAGGAUCUAAUUCCACUCGUGCGCUCUGGAAGGUCUCCCAAUGCAGAAGAAACCUCAAAGCUAAUACUGCUAUCUGGUGUUGAAGCUCGAACUGCAGAGUACUGGAGUCUCGGCCGAAUUGACUUCAAAGUAGAAAUUAUAGGAAAACAAGUCAUCCGAAUGAUAAGUGACGAAAUGGAAACCCGCUCCGAUGUCGAUCGUACGUCUUUCUAUAAUAUACUAAGGAGUACGUCAGGUGAAGCAACUGUACGUGGUACGAUGCUGGAAGCCAGAAUGCACCAUCUUAUGUCCACGCAAGGGCCUCCACUCAAUGCUACAUGUCUGACCGACAGAUCAGAGUUACUCGUUGCACCAACAGAGAAAGUCGUCAGAUUCAUGAAGGCCGAUUUGUCAGCAAUGCUGAAGGACAAAGAGUCUGGGUACUUCUGGCCAAUAGCAUCAAAUGCCAGUUUUGAUGGAUUUAUAUGGGACAGGAAGACGAGCAUCAUUAUUCUAUUGCAGGCUACGGUUUCAGCUGUCCAUCCAAUAAAGCAAAGCGGUCUCGAGGAACUAUUGAAAGCGUUUCGAGACGCUGGCUUGAGAACACCUGAGUAUCCAUGGCCACUUGUAUUUUGUACCCCAAACGAUGCACCUGAAAUUCAAACUACCCAGCAAGUCCAGGGAGUUUGGAAUACAAGGGUUACUCAGUACACCUUGAAGAUGUAA